This is a messenger RNA of Thyridium curvatum, 720 nucleotides long. RefSeq lists its product as uncharacterized. The record is from RefSeq and is a predicted model, not a curated record. The transcript is spliced from 2 exons. Gene Ontology annotation, cellular component: MIS12/MIND type complex; kinetochore. Bases 1 to 720 code for a protein of 239 amino acids. Gene Ontology annotation, biological process: mitotic sister chromatid segregation. Lineage: Eukaryota; Fungi; Ascomycota; Sordariomycetes; Thyridiales; Thyridiaceae.
AUGGAGACCAACACGGCCCACCGCAAGAUUGAGCUCCAGAGCCCGGAAGACUUCACAUACCUCAUCAACAAUGUGCGACGCGCCGCCGCCGAUAGUCUCCGCGAGGCCUUCCCACAAGUCGAGGAGGGCGCCGGCGAGAAGGACGAACUGCAUACACGGAUAGAGGAGCUCGUCAACGAGUACAUCCGCCAGACCUUCACCCUCGCGAGCCCCAACCUGACCAUCAACGGCCUCCCCGUCGACCCGUCCCUCUUCCUGUCCGGGACGACGACGACGACGACGACGACGGCCAAGUCCGCCGGCGCGCCGCCGCCCGAGGAGGCCUACGAGCCGUUCGACGGGCGCAAGCGCCAGCGCGUCGAGGACCUGGCCCGCGAGGAGGAGGACCUGCUGCGCGAGAUCGCCGCGCUCAAGAAGCGCGUCCCCGGCGCGGCCGCGGCGCGGCGCCGCGACGCGAUGCGCGAGGCCCUGGCGCGGGACGAGGAGGCGCUCGCCGCGGCGCGCGAGCAGGUCGUGGCGCGCGCUGCCUCGGCGGCCGCGGCCGGCAAGCCGAUGCUCGGCGGCGAUGGCGGUAGCAGGCUGGAGCGGGCGGACGAGGUGGGCGAGGCGUGGAGGGGCGUCGUCGAGACGCUGAGCCGGCUCAAGAGGGACAUGCCCGCCACGGUGGCGCGGAUGGAGCGGGCGAGGGUGGCGGGCGGGUACGUCGUGACCGGGGGCUGA